UACUUCUUGCAGAGCUUUCAUGAUUUUCAUUUAAACAUUGCUUAUAAUUAAUUAAUUACAAUUAAUUAAUUAAUUAAUAUCUCAAUAGGAUUUGAAAUAUUAUGUAUUAAAAAAAAAGAAAAAGAAAGAAGCAGAUGUUAAGGGAAGCCAUAUCUUCAAGUGAUCAGUCAAGAACAAGGGAAUCAACUAGUGGACAACAAAUUAAUGAUCGACAUAUGGGAGCUGAAAACCAUCAAUACUGGAAUUGUUCUAGCUUGUGCUUCCUAUCUAAUCAAAUGAGUUUUAAUAUAGCUCGCAUUAUACUGGCAGAAUGCCUAGGUACAUUCAUAUUGAUGUUCAGCUUAUGUGGGAUGAUGGGAAGUAUGCAAAUGUUAGGAAAUGAGGUGGGUUUAACGGAGUAUGCCAUAACAGCUGGUUCAGCCAUUGUUAUUAUUAUUUUUACUUUGGGAAAUAUCUCUGGUGCUCAUGUCAAUCCUGCAGUUACCAUUGCCUUUGCUGUCUUUGGGCAUUUUCCUUGGAGAAAGGUACCACUUUAUGUGAUAGCACAAUUGUUGGGCUCCAUAUUUGCAACUUAUGUAGGGGAGUUAGUCUUUGGAGUUAAACCAGAGCAGGUUAUGACUGUGCCACUCAAUGAUCGUGCUUUUGCUGCCUUUACAGUUGAACUAAUCGCCACCUUUUUCGUCACAUUCCUUGCUGCAUCACUAGCCAGAGAAGCAAGAUCUGUUGGUCAUUUAGCUGGAUUAGUGAUGGGUAUAGCUAUUUUACUAGCAGUCUUAAUUACCGGACCACUCUCUGGAGGAUCAUUGAACCCUGCUAGAUCAUUAGGGCCAGCAGUUCUUGCAGGAAAACUAGAUCAACUAUGGAUUUAUUUUGUUGGUCCAAUUCUUGGUGCGAUUCUUGGAGUUCUAAUGGUUCAUGCCUUGUGUCUUCAUCAACCAUCUCAAACCCAUAGUUCAUCUACAUCAACGAGUGUUUUGCCUUAGUUUCGUUUAAUUCUCUCGUCGUGUUUUUUUUUGGUGAUAAUUAGGUUUUGAUCUACUUGCACUAAUCGAUUAGUAAGCAGGUCGAUGUAAAGAAAACUAAUGUACGAGAACAUACAUGAUAUUAUGUAUCGUCGAUAGUUUGACACAUGUGUUGUUGACGUUCAUCUUAGCAUAUAAGUGGUUAAGAAUGAUACUCCUUCCGUUUCUUUUCAUAUGUUCCAUUUGCUUUUAGGUUAUUGUUCAUCGAUCACUACUAAUUUGUAUUUUAUUCUUAA
This is a messenger RNA of Amaranthus tricolor (Joseph's coat), 1258 nucleotides long. RefSeq names its product probable aquaporin NIP7-1. Gene Ontology annotation, biological process: transmembrane transport. The coding region runs from base 135 to 983 and encodes 282 amino acids. Gene Ontology annotation, cellular component: membrane. The record is from RefSeq and is a predicted model, not a curated record. Gene Ontology annotation, molecular function: channel activity. Lineage: Eukaryota; Viridiplantae; Streptophyta; Magnoliopsida; Caryophyllales; Amaranthaceae. The transcript has 5 exons.